UGGGAUUUGCUGAUGUACACUCUGGUAUCAGCCACUACUUGGUCUCUGCCGGACGCACGUACAGCGGCACUGAACUCACUCCGAAUGGACCGGUUCGUGUAAACCACAGCAAUGACGGCAUGUCAUUGGAUGAAGGCAUCGCACAGACAGCCAUCAUACCACUAGAGGGCAGUAUAACAGACCCAUCUCAUCUGUAUCUCUGCAUCUCCAUCUGGGCUGUUAAUGGGGUUGGGAUACCAAGCAGCCGCCAUCAUUCCACUUUCGAAGCCACUCCUACUCUACCAGACGAGGGCUCCCUUGUCCUGCUGCGACGCUGCUUCCCUACAACAUGCAAGGGCCAUUGUGCGUGUGCACCCAUUGAUAGAGCAUGUAAUCCAGACCAGUCUUGCACUGAUGUCACUCACAGUAACCCCAACACUGAGAUAGAAGUUUUGGAUGUAUUGGAUCUGAUGAAUGAUGAUAUCAAUAAUGUGAUUGAUAUUGAUGAUACCGCCACUCAGUCUAUAGCUGCUGCAGUAUGGCGAGUCACUGAGCAGAAAGGACUGGAUAUUAAGUGGUUCGAAUGGAGCAUUGGUGAUGACUCUUCAUCAGAUCCUGUGGGAAUCUUUGAUCCAGUUCAGGAUAGGUUAUGGUAUGAUAUUGGACAAAACAACCAAACUAUCAUCACACUGGAUGAAGAUCACAAGAUGGAGAAGGGAGUCACGUAUCAUGUGUUCAUCAGGGCCUGGUAUAAUCCUACUACAUACGCAGUGUUCAGAUCAGAUGGCAUCACCCCGGAUAUCACACCACCAAAAAUAUCAACAGUCAGAGGUGCAAAGAUAAAAGAUCUUGCCAGAUCUUAUGCCAGGAAAGACACUGAUUACUUGAUGGAUCCUAACGUCCUCUUUAUCUCCUGGAAGAGAGUGUUUUUAGACGACGCGAUGUCCCACUACCAGGUGUCUCUGAGUACCUACCCAGGAGGUGAAGAUAUUCGUCAGUUUGCUGACCACACCUUCCCGGCCAGUGUGUCCUCCACACAGUUCACCAAUCUGAAUCUAAAGAGUGGACUGCGAUACUACAGCAACGUACGAGCAUUCAACAAAGCUGGUCUGCACACGCUGAAAAGCAGUGAUGGCUUUGUGGUGGACACAAGGAGGCCAGAUGCAGGCCUUGUGUUUGAUUGUUAGUUUCUUGAUUUCUUUAUGCUAAUCUCUGGGGUUAGAACAUUUAAGGUGUCUCACGCUCUUUUUGUAGAAUUCUCGUUUCGAUUGUUUUAUAAGUCUUGAAACCUUGUUUCGCAGGAAUCUCCAAAGGUAAGUUUUGCCAUCCACAUUAAACUUAUAGGUGUAAUACCGUUCUUUGGCACA
Molecule: messenger RNA, 1346 nt
Organism: Patiria miniata (bat star)
Lineage: Eukaryota; Metazoa; Echinodermata; Asteroidea; Valvatida; Asterinidae
Exons: 8
Coding region: 120-1166 (348 amino acids)
Molecular function (GO): protein binding
Source: RefSeq, a predicted model, not a curated record